This is a messenger RNA of Carassius gibelio (silver crucian carp), 4105 nucleotides long. RefSeq names its product kinesin-like protein KIF3C. The record is from RefSeq and is a predicted model, not a curated record. The transcript is spliced from 9 exons. Gene Ontology annotation, biological process: microtubule-based movement. Lineage: Eukaryota; Metazoa; Chordata; Actinopteri; Cypriniformes; Cyprinidae. The coding region runs from base 230 to 2509 and encodes 759 amino acids. Gene Ontology annotation, molecular function: microtubule binding; ATP binding; microtubule motor activity.
CAGGGCUGCAGUGAAGCGCAGCUGAUGUGUGUGAUUCUCUUGUCAGACGCGUUUGUAUUUCAGAUCUUCUUGUAUUUCGGUGGAAAUCGACCGCAGAGAUUUGCACCGGGACUGACACUAUGCGCUCGGUAACCGGCUGAUGCUGAUGCUGACAUCUUCCAUCAUCCAUCUGCCUAAACGGGAAUACUGCGCUCAUUCGUGAUCCAUUCAUCUCGUACACGGGUUCAACAUGUCCAUGAAAGCAAAAAUCGGCGAGGCGGUGAAGGUGGUGGUUCGGUGUCGUCCGCUCAACCGUAAAGAGGAAUCGAUGGGGUACGAGAAUAUCGUGCAGAUGGAUGUGAAACUGGGCCAGGUGGCCCUGCGGAACCCCAAGGCGGGUCUGGGAGAGCUGCUCAAGAGCUUCACGUUCGACGCGGUUUACGACGCUUGUUCCAAACAGAGCGAUCUGUACGACGAGACGGUGCGACCGCUCAUCGACUCGGUUCUGCGCGGCUUCAACGGCACCAUCUUCGCGUACGGACAGACGGGAACCGGGAAGACGUACACCAUGCAAGGCCAGUGGCUGGACGCCGAGCGCCGCGGAAUCAUCCCGAACUCGUUCGAGCACAUCUUCACGCACAUCUCGCGCUCUCAGAACCAGCAGUACCUGGUCCGGGCCUCUUAUUUGGAGAUCUACCAGGAGGAGAUCCGUGACCUGCUCACCAAAGACCACAGCAAGAAGCUGGAGCUGAAGGAGAGCGCCGACUCAGGGGUCUACAUCAAAGAUCUGUCCUCCUUCGUCACCAAGAACGUGAAGGAGAUCGAGCAUGUGAUGAAUGUUGGGAACCAGAGCAGAUCUGUGGGCUUUACCAACAUGAACGAGCACAGCUCGAGGUCUCAUGCUAUCUUUAUCAUCACGGUGGAGUGCAGCCAGCUUGGGCCGGAUGGACAGAACCAUAUUCGCGUUGGCAAACUCAACCUGGUUGACCUGGCUGGCAGCGAGCGACAGACCAAGACUGGCGUCCAAGGAGAACGUCUGAAGGAGGCCACCAAGAUCAACCUGUCCCUCUCCGCUCUGGGAAACGUAAUCUCUGCGUUGGUGGACGGACGAAGUUCUCACGUUCCCUACCGUGACUCUAAACUCACACGGUUGCUGCAGGACUCAUUAGGUGGGAACGCCAAGACCAUCAUGGUGGCCACGUUGGGACCGGCCUCCUACAAUUACGAGGAGACCUUGACCACCUUGCGUUACGCCAACCGCGCCAAGAACAUCAAGAACAAGCCUCGUGUCAACGAAGACCCAAAAGACGCCCUCCUGAGGGAGUUCCAGGAGGAGAUCGCCCGGCUGAAGGCGCAGCUGGAUAAACGCGGCAUGCUCACCAAGAGGAAGAGGAGGAGCAGGAGACUGAGGAAGAUCGGAGAUGGUGGCGAGGUAGAAGAGGGAGAGGAGGAGGAUGUUGAAGAUGAGGAGGAGGAGGAGGAGGAAAGUGUGGAGAAGGAGGCGCAGGAGUACAUGAAGGAGCAGCAGGAGAAGCUGGAGAGAGAGAAGGAGGCCAUCAGAGAUGAUCAUUCACUGGUGGCCGAGGAGAAACAGAGACUCCUGGAGGAAAAAGAGAGGAUGAUGAGACAUCUGAAGAAGGAGCAGGAGGCCACAGAUCUUCUCACAGCCAAGUUUAAGGCGAUGGAGAGCAAGCUGCUGGUUGGUGGGAAGAACAUUAUUGAUCACACUAAUGAGCAACAGAAGAUGCUUGAACAGAAAAGACACGAGAUUGCAGAACAGACACGCAGAGAGAGAGAAAUACAGCAGCAAGUGGUGGCUCAGGAUGAGGAGACGCUAGAACUCAGAGAAACAUUCUCCUCACUGCAACAGGAAGUGGAAGCAAAGACCAAGAAACUCAAAAAGCUGUAUGCGAAGCUUCAGUCUCUGAAGGCAGAUAUUCAGGAUGUGAAUGAUGAGCAUGUGAGGAGCCGACAGGAGCUGGAGCAAACACAGAAUGAACUGACCAGAGAACUCAAAUUCAAAUAUCUGAUUAUAGAGAACUUUAUACCUCCUGAAGAGAAGAAUAAAAUCAUGAACAGACUUCAGUUUGAUGCUGAAGAAGACCAGUGGAAGUUUCAGCCCCUCGUUCCUGCGGAGAAUAAAUUCACACAGAUGAAGAGAAGACCCGCCUCUGCUGUGGGAUACAAGCGACCAAUCAGCCAGUUUGCCAGAAUUGCCAUAGCGAUGGGAGCUCAUUCCAGAUACAGGGCAGAGAAUAUAAUGGUUCUGGAGCUGGACUUGACUCCCCCUGUCGUGUUUCAACUGGAUCUCCCGAGGUCUGGAUCAGAGGUGGAACCGUCCCGAGACGUUCUGUUGGACAACACCAGCUACAGAGAGAAAUCAGCGGCCGGACGGGUCCGAAAAUCUCAGUCAUGGUGUCAGUCUCAGCAAGUCGUUUCCUCCUCAAGCUCCGCCCACUCUCUGGCAUCCUCAGGGUCCCAAAGCUUGCCACACCCACAGAGCAUCACCAUGGCCACAGCCAAGAAAUGAGACUAGGAAUUACCAUAAUCCUGCCCCCGUUAAGGAUAAACAAUAGUCAAUCAAUCCUACAUAGACCAAGAAAGACGGGGGGAGACGAACCGUCUGUCAUUAUUAACCAAGGCUGAAGCGAUCAAAGCUCCAACUAGAUGAAAACCUGCCCGCGAUCUGAUGAAGCAGGACAAACCGUGAACACGGGGCUAUACCCACAACUCAUCAGGACCAAUGAAACGAUCAAUAUUAGUAAAAUGAUUCGGCCUCUCUCUCUCUCUUGCUCUCUGCUCCUCAGGACAGUGAAGACACUUUAAUAACUACUAUCAACAGCACUGAAUAACAUCGCCUUACCUGACACCUGAGGCUCUUUAAGCUAGUUAUUUUAAUUAAUUUAGCUGCUUCCAAAUCCGCUGGUCAACCUCAGUGUGUUUGUACUGACCUGCACAGGUCUGAACCAGGAGUAGAGCCACACACACCUCGAAUGAUGGAAGCCAAAACGGACGGGGCUUUGUGAUCGCUCACCCUGAGCUUUGAAGAUGAGAGCUGAGAGACGUCUCUCUUUCUAUCUGCAUGUCUUACUGUACCUGUGUGUCUUUGUGAAUCUGAUCAGGGGUCUGGAUGGGAGGUGGGCGGGCGGCUGAUUGGCUGGAGGAAGGAUCGACAGGGUUCCCACGGGCUCAUGGAAAACCUGGAAAUGUCAGGGAAUGCGAUUGGUUUUCCAGGCCUGGAAAAGUCAUGGAAAUUAAUAGAAUGUUAGUUGUGGAGAUAUAAUUUGUGCAGUUUUAAAAAUAUAAAUAUACACAUUAUAUAAAUUAAUAUAAAAACAUCAAAACGGAAUUGUAAAAUAAAAUAAAAAAAAUAUUAUAAAACAUAAAAUAGAUAUAUAUAGUCAAUAAGUUUGUUUUUGUCAAAGUUUUUGAAAUGCAAGGCUGCAUUUAUUUGAUCAAAAGUGGAAUAUCAGGAAAUGUCACUACACUUUAAAUUAAUUGUUUAAAGCAUUUAUUAUUGUUGUUGUUGUUGUUGUUAUAGUUUUCAUUAUUAUAAUUAUUAAUUUUAAAAACAGUUGUGAUGCUUCAUAUUUUACGUGGAAACCAUGAUGCUUUUUUCAGGGUUCUUUAAUUAAUAGAAUGUUCAAAAAAAGAGCAUUUAUUUGUUUUAGAAUUUUUCUUUUAACAUUAUAAAUGUCUUUACUGUCACAUUUGAUCAAUGUAAUGCAUCCUUGCUGAAUAAAAGUAUUAAUUUCUUUAAAAAAAAAUAGGUGAAAAGGUGUGGGAACCCUAGCUCUAGAAGAACCUGUGCUCUAGAAUAGUCUGUAUAGAGAGAACAGAGCAUGUACUAUAUGAGCUGGGCUUUGCUUAGACCUUUAAACCACUGCACUAACUUAAAGCAAUGAGACGGAAUAGACAAAAACAUUCAUACACACACAUAUGCCUUGCUUACUUGAUUUCCUCAAAGCAGCAGCCAGAAGCCCCUCUCCUGUAAUUAUGAACAUAUGUGGAGUUUUGUUAUGUAUAGGAGAUUGGUGUGUUCAUGUGUGUCAGACCUGUGUGUUACUGGAUCUUGAGAUGCUCUCACUGGAUGGAAUUAAAGGAGCAGUUCUCUGGCAAAAGAUGA